Molecule: messenger RNA, 603 nt
Organism: Cordyceps militaris CM01
Lineage: Eukaryota; Fungi; Ascomycota; Sordariomycetes; Hypocreales; Cordycipitaceae
Exons: 2
Coding region: 1-603 (200 amino acids)
Source: RefSeq, a predicted model, not a curated record
AUGGACCCCAACCAGCUUCCGCUUCCUCAGGCCAGUGGCACACGUCGCAAGAGAAAAGCCGAACCGCACAGAGACAAUGAGCGCCUUUCAAAGAGGCUGAGUCUCUUGAAUCUAGAGCGCGACGGCACCAAGAUCUACGUCCCCGUCGAGAGCCCACUAUCACGGCCUUCGAAACCUCCGCCGACAGCCGACGACGCCAACGAAGCUAUGCGUCUAGACGACACCAAACACAAGGUCUACAUAUACAACAUUGACGAAGAGCUCGCCGAGGACAGCGAGCCCGACGAGGCCAAGCUCGUCUUCCUUCCCGACAUUGAGAAGCGCCUGCGGGAGUCGCGCAUCCCGCCGCACGUCCUGGCCAACAGUGACGGCGAGCUCGCGGGCAUGCAGCUCGUGCUCUACAGCGACCCUGCGUCACUGUCGGUGCCCGAGGAAAAGGACGGCGUGCGCAAGGCCAUUCUCGAUGCCCGCCGACGGCAUCGCGCGCGCCAAGCUGGCGACGACGCCGAACAAGCAGAAAACCCCGCCGUCGGCGCCGGCACUAAGAACAACCAAACAACAGGUCAAGAUGCAUCGGAUGAUAUAGAAAUGGAUAUUGAUUAA